Molecule: messenger RNA, 604 nt
Organism: Scutellospora calospora
Lineage: Eukaryota; Fungi; Glomeromycota; Glomeromycetes; Diversisporales; Gigasporaceae
Source: the annotation of a GenBank genome assembly
AUGUCUCUUACAGUUGACGAUUCUGAACAAGAAAAAAAUAUUGCAAAGACGUUAGAUCAAUUUGAUAAGCAGGAACUUGAUAAUUUUUUAAGCUCAUUCAUUAGUUGGCUUUUGAAAAAAGAUAGAACCUUAUUUAAAGUAGAAUCAGUUCACAAUUGUUAUGCUGCACUGGCUAGGUACCUUCGUGAAAACUCUUCUAUUGAAGCUAGUUAUGGUGAUACUUCAAAGAGUGAUUCACUUACUUCAGAUGAGAUUAUGUCUUGUCUAAAUCAUAAUUACUUAUCAGUUGAAAAUAAUGAGAAUCUUGAAAGACAAAAUGAUAGUGGCUUUCAAUUAAGAUUCAGAAAAGAAAAAAACAACCAAGAUAGAGUACUUUAUCGACAACGAUAUGACCUUCUUCUCUACUUGUCAAAAUGUCCUACUAAUUGUGAAUCUAUGAGUGCUUUAUUUUUACAAUGCAUAAGAAAACAAAUAGAUGACCAGCGCUUAUACUCAACAACAUUACUUAUUCUAUAUAUGGCUUAUAAUAAGGAUCUUGAGUCAUACUAUUCUUUCCCAGGUGAUUCUUAUAUUGAUUACGAUUCUGAUGAAAAUGAUGAAACAG